UAAUAUAUUACGAAAGAAGAGAAUAUUACAAUAACUAAACAUAUAAAAAGUAAAUGGUCUGAUGUAUAGGAGAACUGUCUCUGUCUUUUUUAGUGAACCUAAACUAACAAACACUCACCUACUCUACCAUCAGACUCCAAAACUCUCUUAACAUAUCUCCAUAUUUCAGCUUAUAAAUUACUCUCAAUUUUCUUAUUACGUUUCUCCACAACACCUCUCUCUCUCUCUCUCCCUCUCAAUAUGGAACACAAUUGGUUUCGUGUGUCUCUUGUUUCCAACACUACAAUACCCAUUUAUUUAAUUAUUGUCACAAUAAUAAUCUCAGAAAAAAAUUGGUAUUGCAAUGCGAAAGCUGAGUGGAAGCAGCAAGAUUAUUUGAUGAGCUAUAACAAUAACAGUGAUAGAAAUAGUAAUAUAAAUUUAGAAAAGGGGAAAAGGUGUGAUUUAUUUGAAGGGAAUUGGGUUUACGACAAUUCUUAUCCACUUUAUGACACAUCAGCUUGCCCAUUCGUAGAGAAAGAGUUUCACUGCCAGAAGAAUGGACGCCCAGAUAAAGCUUAUCUCAAAUAUCGAUGGAAGCCUACUUCUUGUCAAUUGCCAAGAUUCAAUGGAAUAGAGUUCUUGAAGAAAUUAAAGGGAAAGAAGAUAUUAUUCGUUGGGGACUCUCUUAGUCUCAAUCAAUGGCAAUCACUAACAUGUAUGCUGCAUUCUUCAGUGCCACAUUCUAAUUUUACAUUAACAAGAAAAGGUGGAUUCUCUAAGUUUUAUUUCCCAGAGUAUAGAGUGUCGGUGAUGAUAUAUCGUAGUGCUUAUCUAGUGGAUGUCAUUAAAGAAAGGAUAGGCAGAGUUUUAAAGCUUGAUUCCAUCAAAAACGGCAUCGUUUGGAGAGGAUACGACAUGCUUAUUUUCAAUACCUGGCACUGGUGGCUCCACAAAGGAAGCAAACAACCAUGGGAUUAUGUUGAGAUAGGAGGAACUAUAAGGAAAGAUAUGAAUCGGUUGGUAGCUUUCAAAGAGGGUUUGACAACUUGGUCCAAGUGGAUAGACUCUAAUAUUGAUCCUAAAAAGACCACAGUUUUCUUUCAAGGCAUUUCCCCAACUCAUUACAGUGGAGAAGAGUGGAAUGGUGCAAAUUCAACGACAUGCAAAGGGGAAACUAGGCCGGUAAUAAUAGGACGUUCAACAUACGGUAGAGGUUGGCGGCCGCCCGCAGCGGCGGCGGUAGUAGAGCAAGUGUUGGCUAAAAUGUCAACACCUGUGAAGCUUCUUGACAUAACCAGAAUGUCACAACUGAGGAAAGAUGGGCAUCCUUCUGUGUAUGGCUUUGACGGAACAAAGGGAAACGAUUGUAGUCAUUGGUGCCUUCCUGGUGUUCCUGACUCUUGGAACGAACUCUUCUAUGCUAUUCUUUUUUCCGAUUGAAUUUUUUACAUAAUUAUACAUCGAUGAUCGAUCCAAUUUAUAGUUAUAUAUUAUUAAUAUACAUCACCACACAUCUUAUUCAUAUUUAUUGUUUUUGCAACACCUUAUAUUAAUAAGAAUUAAUUGUAUUAUGACAAGAAUUUUGUACUCUUUAUUGACUUUUGGAGAAAAAAAGCAUAUUUAAUUUAAAUGAAAAUUUACAAGAAGCAAAUAAAAUCGAUUUUUU
Messenger RNA from Cannabis sativa, 1648 nucleotides. RefSeq names its product protein trichome birefringence-like 41. The record is from RefSeq and is a predicted model, not a curated record. Bases 241 to 1422 code for a protein of 393 amino acids. Lineage: Eukaryota; Viridiplantae; Streptophyta; Magnoliopsida; Rosales; Cannabaceae. The transcript is spliced from 5 exons. Gene Ontology annotation, molecular function: O-acetyltransferase activity. Gene Ontology annotation, cellular component: Golgi apparatus.